This is a messenger RNA of Trematomus bernacchii (emerald rockcod), 7335 nucleotides long. RefSeq names its product chromodomain helicase DNA binding protein 4b (gene chd4b). The record is from RefSeq and is a predicted model, not a curated record. Gene Ontology annotation, molecular function: chromatin binding; ATP hydrolysis activity; DNA binding. Lineage: Eukaryota; Metazoa; Chordata; Actinopteri; Perciformes; Nototheniidae. Gene Ontology annotation, cellular component: nucleus; NuRD complex; chromatin. Gene Ontology annotation, biological process: negative regulation of transcription by RNA polymerase II; chromatin remodeling.
CUUUGUGUGUUAGUGAGGAUGUUAGCUAAGCUGUGCCUGUGAGGCUGGGGGAGAGAAGAGCAACGUGUUCUGGGUCAUUGACGGCUCUUUAUUUUUAUCUGUAAUAUUUGAUUAUUUCUACAUCCGGGGCUUAAAGGGUGAGCUGUAAAUGACAACACAAACAACCUAUUGAUUCCUGCACCGAGACAGAGAGAGAGCACACCUCGACCCGGGACUACACACACUAUAGCCUACACACCCACAGCCCCCUCCCUUCUGCCCGGACACCCCCGGUUCGGCGGUCCCACGUCAUUUUCCCUCCUCCCUCGCCGACCGAGGAGCAAGGUUUAGGAGGGAUUAAUCCGACCAGCAAGACGUGAAAUUAAAUCGCUGCACAACAUGUCGGGCAGCGAGGAUGAGAGGGAAGACUUCGGAGCCGCCGAGGAGUCCUCACUUCUCCACGGUGAGGAGGAGCAGGAGGAUGCUGUGUCUGAUGUAGAGGAGAUCCCAAAGUCCAAGAAGAAGAAGAAGGGGAAGAAGAGCAGCAGGAGCAGCAAGAGGCAGAGGCCGGUCAGAGAGGAGUUGCCCGUCAGCUCCCCAGAGCCCCGGAUGGGAGUGGAAGCUGCAGAGAGAGAUGCAGGAGAGGCAGGUGUUCGGUCAGAGAGUGAAGGGAGUGAUUACGCUCCAGGAAAGAAGAAGAAAAGGCGCUCCAGCUCGGCCAAAGAGAAGAAGAAAGGAGGAGGAGGAGGAGGAGGAGCAUCAUCAGAGAAAGGAGGCUCCUCCAGCUCCAAGAGCAAACGCAAAGAUCCAGAACCAGAGGAGGACGAGGAUGAUGAGGAGGAUUGUCUGCCGAAAAGCUCCAUCCAGCUGUUGGAGACUUGGGGUAUGAAGGACAUCGACCACGUCUUCACUCAGGAGGACUACAGCUCCCUCACCAACUACAAGGCCUUCAGCCAGUUUGUCAGACCUUUAAUUGCAUCAAAGAACCCCAAAAUUGCCGUGUCCAAGAUGAUGACUUUGAUGAUGGCUAAGUGGAGAGAAUUCAGCACCAACAACCCGCUUAAGGGUUCUGCUUCGGCCAACGCGGCGCUCUCUGCUGCCAGCGUGGCUGCAGCUGUGGAGAACAUGGUGGUGCCGGGGACUGACGGAUGCUCGGAGACCGGAGCCGCUGCUUCACCUCCUGCUCCAACACCUCCUGCUGCUGCUGCACCCCCCGCACCCCCUGCACCCCCGCUCCGCAAGGCCAAGACCAAAGAGGGCAAAGGUCCAAACGCUCGCAAGAAGUCAAGGCCCGCUGCGAAGCCUGCGCCGAAACCCAAACCUAAGAAGGUGGCUCCGCUCAAGAUCAAACUAGGAGGCCUGAACAGCAAGAGGAAGCGCUCAUCUAGUGAUGAAGAUGAACCAGAAGUGGAAAGUGACUUUGACGAAGGCAGUUUCCCCGGGACCGACGGCGCCAACCGCAGCAGCCGUCCUAAGAAGAAACCCAAGAGUGCCAAGAAGAAGAAGAAAGUGGAGACGGAGGACGGCGACGGCUACGAGACGGACCACCAGGACUACUGCGAGGUGUGCCAGCAGGGCGGGGAAAUCAUUCUGUGUGACACCUGUCCCCGAGCCUAUCACAUGGUCUGCCUGGACCCCGACAUGGAGAAGGCCCCCGAGGGAAAGUGGAGCUGUCCGCACUGUGAGAAGGAGGGGAUCCAGUGGGAGGCCAGGGAUGAGCUGUCGGAGGCCGAAGGGGAGGAAGAGGAGGACAGGAGGGACGAAGGCGUGGAGGAAGAGGACGACCACCACAUUGAGUUCUGCCGGGUGUGUAAGGAUGGAGGAGAGCUGCUGUGCUGCGACUCGUGCCCCUCCUCCUACCACAUCCACUGCCUCAACCCCCCCCUGCCCGAGAUCCCCAACGGAGAGUGGAUCUGCCCCCGCUGCAAGUGUCCCCACAUGAAGGGCAAAGUCCAGAAGGUGUUGACGUGGAAAUGGGGGGAGCUGCCACCCCCCACGCCUGUCCCCCGCCCCGCUGACUCCCCACCGACUCCCCCGACCCCCCCCGCGCUGGUGGGCCGCAGGGAGAGGGAGUUCUUCGUGAAGUGGUGCAACAUGUCCUACUGGCACUGCUCCUGGGUGCUGGAGCUACAGUUGGAGCUGAACUGUCAGGUGAUGUUUCGUAACUACCAGAGGAAGACCGACAUGGACGAACCUCCGCCUGUAGACGCUGGAGGCGAGGGUGACGAAAACAAAAGCAACAAGAGGAAGAACAAAGAUCCUCUCUUCGUCCACAUGGAGGAGAAGUUCGGCCGCUACGGAGUCAAGAUGGAGUGGCUGAUGAUCCACCGCAUCCUCAACCACAGUGUUGAUAAGAAGAGCAACAUUCAUUACUUGAUCAAAUGGAGAGACCUUCCCUACGACCAGUCCACCUGGGAGAUGGAGGAAAUGGACGUCCCCGAGUUUGACACCUACAGACAGACCUACUGGAACCACAGAGAGUUGAUGAUGGGGGACGAGGGCAAACCUCAGAAGAAGCUGAAGAAGACGGUCAAAGUUAAGAAGGCGGAGCGGCCACCUGCUAACCCGGUUAUUGAUCCCACCAUUAAGUUUGACCGUCAGCCCGACUACCUGGACAGCACCGGGGGAACGCUGCACCCGUACCAGCUGGAGGGUCUGAACUGGCUCCGGUUCUCCUGGGCGCAGGCCACUGACACCAUCCUGGCCGAUGAGAUGGGUUUAGGGAAAACUGUACAGACGGCGGUGUUCCUCUACUCACUGUACAAGGAGGGUCACUCCAAAGGUCCCUUCCUGGUCAGCGCCCCGCUCUCCACCAUCAUCAACUGGGAGAGGGAGUUUGAGCUGUGGGCGCCCGACAUGUACGUGGUGACCUACGUGGGAGACAAAGACAGCCGAGCCGUCAUCAGGGAGAACGAGUUCUCCUUCGAGGACAACGCCAUCCGGGGCGGGAAGAAAGCUUCCAAGAUGAAGAAAGAUUCCACGGUGAAGUUCCACGUCCUGCUGACGUCCUACGAGCUGAUCACCAUCGACCAGGCCGUGCUGGGCUCCAUCGAGUGGGCCUGCCUGGUGGUGGACGAGGCCCACCGGCUCAAAAACAACCAGUCCAAGUUCUUUCGCAUCUUGAACAACUACCCUCUGCAACACAAGCUGCUGCUGACCGGCACUCCUCUGCAGAACAACCUGGAGGAGCUCUUCCACCUGCUCAACUUCCUGACCCCCGUCAGAUUCAACAACCUGGAAGGCUUCCUGGAGGAGUUUGCAGACAUCGCCAAAGAGGAUCAGAUCAAGAAGCUGCACGACAUGCUGGGCCCUCACAUGCUCCGCAGGCUGAAGGCCGACGUCUUCAAACACAUGCCUUCAAAGACGGAGCUCAUCGUGAGGGUGGAGCUCAGCCCUAUGCAGAAGAAGUACUACAAGUUCAUCCUGACGCGUAACUUCGAUGCUCUGAACACUCGAGGAGGAGGAAACCAGGUGUCUCUGCUCAACGUGGUGAUGGACCUGAAGAAGUGCUGCAACCACCCCUACCUGUUUCCUACCGCCGCCAUGGAGGCAGCAAAACUUCCGAACGGCAUGUACGAGGGCAACGCUCUGACCAAGUCUUCAGGGAAGCUGACGCUGAUGCAGAAGAUGAUGAGGAAGCUGAAGGACGGAGGACACCGAGUGCUGAUCUUCUCUCAGAUGACCAAGAUGUUGGACCUGCUGGAGGACUUCCUGGAGAACGAGAGCUACAAAUACGAGAGGAUUGAUGGAAGCGUCACGGGCAGUAUGAGGCAGGAGGCCAUCGACAGAUUUAAUGCUCCGGGGGCUCCGCAGUUUGCGUUCCUCCUCUCAACCAGAGCUGGAGGUCUGGGCAUUAAUCUCGCCUCCGCUGACACCGUCGUCAUCUACGACUCGGACUGGAACCCGCACAACGACAUCCAGGCGUUCAGCAGAGCUCACCGUAUCGGUCAGAACAGGAAAGUGAUGAUUUAUCGCUUCGUCACCAAAGCCUCGGUGGAGGAGAGGAUCACGCAGGUGGCGAAGAAGAAGAUGAUGCUGACUCACCUGGUGGUUCGGCCCGGCCUCGGAUCCAAGACCGGAUCCAUGUCCAAACAGGAGCUCGACGACAUCCUCAAGUUCGGCACCGAAGAGUUGUUCAAGCAUGAACUCGGAGAGGGAAACAGCAAGGAGGACGACGGCAGUGUGAUCCACUACGACGACAAGGCCGUCGACCGCCUGCUGGACAGGGACCAGAGACCCGUCACGGACGACACUGAGAUCCAGAGCAUGAACGAAUACCUCAGCUCCUUCAAAGUGGCCCAGUACGUGGUCAAAGAUGAAGAGGAGGAGGAGGAGGUGGAGAGGGAGGUGAUCAAGCAGGAGGAGAGCGUGGACCCCGACUACUGGGAGAAGCUGCUGCGCCAUCACUACGAGCAGCAGCAGGAGGACCUCGCCCGAAACCUGGGCAAAGGCAAGAGAACCAGGAAGCCGGUCAACUACAACGACGGCUCGCAGGAGGAGCGAAGUAUACGCCAGGACUGGCAGGAGGAUCAGUCUGACAACCAAUCAGAUUACUCUGUGGCCUCGGAGGAAGGUGACGAAGACUUUGACGAAAGGAGCGAAGCUAACGCCCGCAGACCGAACCGCAAAGGGCUGAGGAACGAUCGAGACAAACCUCUGCCUCCGCUGCUGGCCCGGGUCGGAGGGAACAUCGAGGUUUUGGGCUUCAAUGCUCGCCAGAGGAAGGCGUUCCUGAACGCAGUGAUGCGUUAUGGGAUGCCUCCGCAGGACGCCUUCACCAACCAGUGGCUGGUCAGGGACCUGCGAGGGAAAUCUGAGAAGGAAUUCAAGGCCUACGUGUCUCUGUUCAUGCGUCACCUGUGUGAGCCGGGCGCUGACGGAGCCGAGACGUUUGCAGACGGCGUCCCUCGGGAGGGUCUGUCGAGGCAACACGUGCUCACACGCAUAGGGGUGAUGUCCCUCAUCAGGAAAAAGGUGCAGGAGUUUGAGCAUGUGAACGGUCAGUGGUCGAUGCCCUGGAUGGCCGAGCUGGAGGAAAACAAAAGAGCUGCGGCUUUAGCUGCUGGAGAAGAUUCAAAGACCCCCUCAUCUGGAACUCCUGCAGACACACAGCCCAACACUCCUGUCCCAGAAGAUUUGUCGAAGUCUGAGGACAAGGAAGACGUGAAGAAGGAAGUCGAGGACGGCAAAGGAGCGAAGAAGGCAGACGAUUCAGAGAUUAUUGAAAUCCCUGAUGAGUCUGAAAAGUCCCCCGUCGUCGAAAAGAAAGGAGAGGAGGUAGACUCGGCCGCGGGGAAGGAGGAGAAGGAGACAGGAAAUGGAGACGAAGAAAAGGAGAAGGAGAAGGAGAAGGAGACGGAGGACACGAGUAAGGAGAAAGCAGAGAACGAGAAGACUUUGGAGACGGAGAAGGACACUCCCGCUGAGGUCAAGGGUGAAAGUUCGGAGGGGAAGACUGAGUCAGAGGAGGACAAGUCUAAAGCUGAGGAGGGGAAAGAUGAGAAGAUGGACACCAGCUCGCCGACAGAGGAGAAGAAAGAGCAAAAGGAGGAUAAGGACGCCGUGAAAACAGACGAGUCGGGCAAACUGCAGAACGGAGAGAACGGCAGAGAGGUAGCAACAGCAGCUGCUGCUGCUGCCGUGGUGAACGUCGUCGAGGAGAAGAAGAAAGCCACCAAGCAGAGGUUCAUGUUCAACAUCGCUGACGGAGGAUUCACAGAGCUUCACUCUCUGUGGCAGAAUGAGGAGCGAGCGGCCACCGUCACCAAGAAGACCUUCGAGAUUUGGCAUCGCCGCCACGACUACUGGCUGCUGGCUGGAAUAAUACAUCACGGCUACGCUCGCUGGCAGGACGUUCAGAACGACGUCAGGUUCGCCAUCCUCAACGAGCCGUUCAAAGGGGAGAUGAGCAGAGGAAACUUCCUGGAGAUCAAAAACAAGUUCCUGGCCCGCAGAUUCAAGUUGUUGGAGCAGGCGCUGGUGAUCGAGGAGCAGCUGCGCCGCGCUGCGUACCUGAACAUGGCGGAGGACACGGCCCACCCCUCCAUGGCUCUGAACACCCGCUUCAGUGAGGUGGAGUGUCUGGCCGAGUCCCACCAGCACCUCAGCAAGGAGUCCAUGGCCGGAAACAAGCCCGCCAACGCUGUCCUGCAUAAAGUUCUCAAACAGCUCGAGGAACUGCUAAGCGACAUGAAGGCCGACGUCACGCGUCUCCCGGCAACCAUCGCCAGGAUACCCCCUGUCGCCGUGCGGCUUCAGAUGUCAGAGAGGAACAUCCUCAACCGAUUGGCCAGCCGCGCCCCGGAGCUCUCCGCUCAGAGCCAAUCACAGACGUCGCAGCAGAUGCAGGUGCAGCGCUGACCAAUCACAUCGCUCCUUUCACUCUCACUGACUGAGGCUAGCUGCCCUCACCUCACCACCAUGUAGCAGACGCCCCCCUGCCCAAAAAAAAUAACCUUGUACAGCACAGGUUAGUCCUCUCGCUCUUCACCCAGAAACCAUCCCUCAGACUCAGAGGAGCUUCAGCCGCUGGACGCAGAGACGACAAGAUUUCGACAUUGAUUUGGGGAUUUUCUUACGUUGAUUUCAGGAGUUUCUGUAUCCUGAGCACUGUGACUGAACUGCAGCCGCACCGACCUGCCCUUUGUCUCUACUGCAGGGUCAAACGUGUGUUUGUGUGUCUAGGGAGUGUGUGUGUGUGUGUGAGAGAGUAACUGUUAUGUAACAUGAAGAAGAAGACUGGAGCAGCAUGCUUGGAGUUUACUGGUGCAUUCUACUUGUUUUUGCAUCAUACAAAAUGUCAAGGGAUUUUCUUGUGUUUCUUUUAGAACAUUUUUGACACUUUUUUUUUUUCAAGAUAACUUUAUUGUCAUCAUCUGUAUGCGAGUGUGUGUCUAGGGAGUGUGUGUGUAUGUAUGAAACAGGGCAUCUUAAUGUGCACCUCUACUGCAGAAAGCACCGAAUUUAAGACCACGUCACAUUUCUAUCACAGUCAGAUCAGUUUCCUCCUCCUACGUCUUGACCCACUAUCCUUAAUCUCCACCGCCCCCCCCCACCCCCGUCAGGUGACCCCAUCCCAGCUACUAACGCCCCCACCAGCACCUCGACAUUCCUCAGUGCAUCCCAGAUUUACUCCCUGUAAGAUUCCCGAAAUACGAACAUGCAAUAUCUCCGCAGCUUUUAGGUACAUGGGAUGGUUUUGAGAAACGAUUAAUUUAAUUUCUUACUGUAUAUUGUCAAGUUGUUUUACAUUAUCGAAAUAUUAUUAUUCCUAUUAUUAUUAUGGUUACUACCUUGUUGUUUUUUUCAUUGCUGUUUGUUUUUAUGAACUUCAAUAAAAAUUCCACAGUUUUUCAA